Rasamsonia emersonii CBS 393.64 is the source of this 1242-nucleotide messenger RNA. Its product is annotated as COP9 signalosome subunit 6 (CsnF). The transcript has 3 exons. Gene Ontology annotation, biological process: protein deneddylation. Gene Ontology annotation, molecular function: protein binding; metallopeptidase activity. The coding region runs from base 1 to 1242 and encodes 413 amino acids. The record is from RefSeq and is a predicted model, not a curated record. Lineage: Eukaryota; Fungi; Ascomycota; Eurotiomycetes; Eurotiales; Trichocomaceae. Gene Ontology annotation, cellular component: COP9 signalosome.
AUGGCAGAGAGUUCUUCGAAUCCGCUGAUCUCUUCCAAACCGUCAGACUCCGGUCUUCAUGUCCAACUGCAUCCUCUCGUCCUUCUCACCAUCUCCGAUCAUAUCACGAGACAUACUGCGAGGCAACAACAAGACCCUAUUGUCGGGGCUCUGCUCGGCCAGCAGCAGGGCCGGGAAAUAAGCCUGGAGUAUGCAUUUGAAUGCCAUACAAUUACCGGCCCUAACGAUGAGAUCCUUCUCCACCAGACAUGGUUCGAGGAGAGGGUCAAGCAAUACAAGGAUGUACAUAAAUCCCCGGCGCUCGAUUUGGUUGGCUGGUUUACUACUACUCCUCCGUCCGGCCCUGAUGCUUCUCACCUUCCCAUCCACCGGCAGAUUCUCCACGACUACAAUGAGUCCGCAGUGUUCCUGGCAUUCCACCCAUCCCUGGUACAGUCGCCCUCUACGAACGGGGCCAAGCUUCCCCUGACAAUUUAUGAGAGUGUUUUUGAGGGGGAAAAUGUGGCGGACGCAGAUAAGGUCAUGCAGGUCGAUGGGGAAGAACAGUCGUUAAAUAUCCGGUUCCGAGAGUUGCCGUACUCCGUAGAGACGGGAGAGGCGGAGAUGAUCAGCAUUGACUCUGUCGCUCGAGGUGGAGGGAAUGCUAUGGCCAUCGAGGCUCCUGGGGCCGCUGCCACGACCGAAGCUCAGUCGGAGGCGGGCAAAAAGAAGCGGCAUGCAGGCGCCACGGAAAAGGCCGAUGGCAAGCAGAAGCCCCAAGAAGCUACUUCCGUACUGUCCCCAGAGGACGAAGAUUUGAUUGCCAGUCUUACUACGCGACUUAAUGCGGUGAAAACGUUGGAGUCCCGGAUACGUUUGAUAAAGUCAUACCUGGCCAACCUGCCGCCAUCAUUUCUCGACGGCAGCGGCGUUCAAUCCGACUCAAAGGAUACCAACACCCCAGGCCUCUCAUAUCCCAUCCUCCGCAACAUCCAAUCUCUUAUCUCUGGGCUGUCGCUCUUGGCUCCUCAGGACGAGGAAGCAUUCGCCGUCGAAUCCCUUGCGCAGGAGAACGACGUCACCCUGGUGUCCCUGCUAGGACUCCUCGGGGAGAACGUACAGCACAUGAGAGAACUGGGCAAGAAAUCCGCCAUCGUGGAAUCCACAAGACAGAGCAUGGCCUCCUCCCGAAAGGCCCUUCAGUCGCGGUUCGAAAAUGAGCUCCGAGAAGGAGCCUUCCCGGGAGCCAUGCACGUAUCGUGA